AUGAUUACUUUUCUAUCCAGUGUGAUUCUACUGGGAUGUGCAAUAUCAUUAAACUGUAGAACAUUUGUAAUCAAGAGCACACACGAGAAUUCCAGGGCUGGACACAUAUUUCCCCUCGGAAUACAGUUCAAGACUCAGUACGGCAAAAGGCCUCACGGAACAAGCGCAAUAAAGAAGUACGGAGCCAGCUAUGUGCAGGAGCUGACCCAAGAGAGGUGUAGACUGGCAAAAAACAGGGUUCUAAAGGAUCCCAGAAUGCUUUUCGUCAGAAACGUCGACAUCGAGAUCACUCCCGAUGCGCUGGACAACUUUUUUCACUACAUCUACGGGCCGCUCACGAGUAAAACGAGGUUAUUUAUGGAUGAAAUCACAGGCAGACACAAGGGCUUCGGAUAUGUGACCUUUUCCACGCCAAACAUCGCAACCAGGGCUCUUUUAACACUGAACGGGACUCGACUCGGGGACAAACAAGUAUUCUUUUCAGACGUUCUCUUUGAAUUAGCAAAAAGGAAGCCGGGAACUGAGAAGAAAAUAAAGCGCUCAAAGAGACGUAAGGGGAUAGACCACUACAGAACGCCCUUCAUACCACUAAAGUAA
Messenger RNA from Theileria orientalis strain Shintoku, 597 nucleotides. RefSeq lists its product as uncharacterized. The transcript is spliced from 3 exons. NCBI's taxonomy places the organism in Eukaryota, Apicomplexa, Aconoidasida, Piroplasmida, Theileriidae. Gene Ontology annotation, molecular function: RNA binding. Bases 1 to 597 code for a protein of 198 amino acids. The record is from RefSeq and is a predicted model, not a curated record.